Messenger RNA from Cryptosporidium ubiquitum, 2397 nucleotides. RefSeq lists its product as uncharacterized. Bases 1 to 2397 code for a protein of 798 amino acids. The transcript has a single exon. NCBI's taxonomy places the organism in Eukaryota, Apicomplexa, Conoidasida, Eucoccidiorida, Cryptosporidiidae. The record is from RefSeq and is a predicted model, not a curated record.
AUGGGUUUGGCCCAUAAGUUAGCGAUAGAUAAAUUUCUACAAAACUUGGAGUUUCAGAACCUUCAAGUUAUAGAAGAUGAUUUUCUUUACACUAAGUUGAAAGUUAUUAGUAAAGAUGUUUUUGAGUCACUAAAGGAAGUCUCUGAGCAAGAAAAUUUUAAAUAUACACUUCAGAAAUAUAAAACAAAGAUUAAACAAAUCGCAGAGAACUUAUACAAGGAUAUCAAAAGUUCUUUAGAUAUUCACUUUGAUUUAUUAAAUAAUUUAAAUAGUAAAUUUCAAGAAAUUAAUAUUGAAAUUGUCAAUGGUGAUUAUAGGUCAGAACAUGACCAGAUAUAUAGGCAAAACUUGCUAAACUAUUUGAAUAGUGGAUUUUUUGAUCAAAGCAUCCAAUUUCUUGAGAAAACCCAUAGAGAUGAUAAAACAAAACUUAUUGAUCAAAUAAGGAAUUUAUUUUAUAUAAGGUAUGAAAGUCAAAGUAGUAUUUUAAAGAGUGUAAUAUUGUUACAUAAACUUGCUACUGAAAUAGAGCUCACUAAAAUUGUUUACUUAUAUUCCAAAAACCGAACAAAAUCAGAUGAAUUUGAAACUAUGCUACAGAAGUUUGUGAAAAUGUUACACUUAUUGACUAGUUUUGAAUUCUUUUUAAAUGGAUGUUUCCAAUCUCCCCAUGAAAUUUCUAUUACUAAAAUUAUGAAUUUAAAUGGCGAUUCUGAAAUAUUAAAUUCUAAAGAUACUCGUUUUGUUAUUUAUCCAAAUUUGGAAUAUAUGCGAGAAUCAUGCAACAAUUAUUAUAUGUUUAAAGGUAAUAAGUAUGUCUCAAAUUCAAAUAAAGAACCUAUUGUAUUUGAAGAUAAUAAACAAGAAAAUUAUACAUCUUCCCAUAAACCUAUUGAAUAUCAAUCAUUUAAUCAAUCAGAUACUGUGAAGGGAAUCGAGAUAAACGAUGAAAGUGAUUUAUUAUUCAAUGAUGCAAAUAAAUUGUUGGUAGACUCUGAUUUUUUUACAAAACCAAAACAAAGUCCAGUUUUUGAUCAAACUUAUUAUGGACGUCAAAAAAUAGAAAUCGAUAUUAUUUCUCCUAUACUAAGUGCUGAACCGGGUAUAAAUACAAACAUUGAAGAAAAUUGUUAUGAUAACAAUUCUACCCAAAACUUUAACAUAAAUAACAUUGAACAAUCUCAUUUUAUUGAUAAAAACCAUGAGACAUUAAAAAUUAAUGAUGAAGAAGUAAAGUUUUAUAUUAAAAAGAAAAAUAUUGAACAAAUAAAUAAAAAUACAGGUAAAUUAGGAAAAAAAAUUAAAUAUGAUUCAAAAUUAGAAUACAUAAACCAUAUAAAGUGUCUUGAAUUUCAGUAUGUUUGUAUAUUAAUAAGACAUUUGGAUGAUGAGGAAAUGAUGGAGCUAGAUAAGAAUUUAUUCCCUUUUGGAGCUAAAUUACCACUAGAAAAAGAUAAUAAUUUAAUUUGGUCCACCUCAGAAAGCUUAGUCGAUAAUUUUGGUGCUAGAAAAAGACUAAUUGAGCUUGUUUCACAGAAAAUCAUUCAUUUUAAAUCAUCUGUAAAUCGCUCAAAUACAGACCCUUUAAUGAAUACUGGUGAGGAAAAGGAUGAUAAAGUUAGUUUCUAUAGAGGAAAACAUCUUGAAAUUCUUUCAAUUCUAAUUGCUUUAAAAAAAUUCUUAGAUUCCAAUAACUCAAACGAAAUUGCUUCAGCCAGACUAAACUUUAUUGAAAAAUUUGUACCUCUAAUUAGACGUCCUUCAACCAAAAAAUCUAAGUUUUCGGAUAACUUGGAAUCUAAAGAUAAAAAUAUUCACAUUAAUUUAUCAAAAGAUCAGAAAGGGAAUAGAAUGAUGAAAUUAAGAAGUUUUUUUGAAAAUGAUAAAAAAUUAAAAUACAGACAUCCCUUAGAAGGUGAAUUAUCAUCUCCAAAUAUGGAUGAGACAAUUAAUGAACCGAGUCUUUAUGAAUUAUGUACUAGAUUUAUCAUGACUUUAUCAAUUACUAAAUCAGUAAAAAGUUUUAAUGAUAAUUCCUAUAAGUUUGCUCAAAAAGUUUGCUCAAUGAUCUUUGAACAACCUAUUCACAACAUUUUAAGCACUCAAGAUUAUGCAUGGCUUACAGGAUUUACUUUAGUUCGUACAGUAAACUCUCUGGUUAAACAACAUAAUCUUCCCGAAGAAAUUUUAAUUGAUCACAAAAAUGCACUUAGGGCUUUGAACCACUCAUUUUCACAGAAAAUUUAUAAUUUUCAUCAAGCAUGUACACAAUCUCUAGUUUCUCAGAAAAGUACCGCAAUUUAUCGAAAUAACAUUUCAUUACAUAAUAUUAAACCUAUAAUGAAAAUAUCAUGUGCCGAAUACUUUGGAAUAAGUGUAUUUUUAUACGAAAAUUAG